AUGAAGGGACUCAUCCUGGCCCUGGUGCUCGCCCUCGUGGGGGGUCAGAAGCAGGACCUCGAGCCUGUUUUUCAUACCGGCAAGACCUACCUCUAUGGCUACGAGAGCUUCAUCCUGCAUGGGCUGCCCAGCAGAGGCCUGGCGAUGGCGGGGGUGAGGCUGACCUGCAAGCUGGAGAUCAGCUGUGUGUCUCGCAGUGACCACCUUCUCCAGAUUCGAUCACCAAAGCUGGAGGAAUACAACGGCUUCUGGCCCACGGACCCCUUCACUCCAUCUUUGAGGCUCACAGAGACCAUCGCUGCAUGUUUCAGCCAAGCCUUUAAGUUUGAAUACACUGGGGGAAGGGUUGGAAGUAUUUUUGCCCCUGAGGACUGUCCCAUCCUAUGCACUAAUCUAGUGAGAGGGAUUCUGAACAUGAUGCAGAUAACCAUCAAAAAGUCACAAAAUGUGUAUGAACUACAGGAGGCUGGGAUUGAAGGCAUCUGCCAAACCAGAUACGUUAUCCAGGACGACAGCAAGAACAACCGUGCCACCAUUUCCAAAAGCAAGGACCUGACGGACUGCCAGGAGAAAGCGGUGAAGAACAUGGGAAUGGCGUACAUCCGCCCCUGCCCCACCUGCCCCCUGAAAGUCAGAAACAUUAAGGGCACGGUGAUGUUCACUUACAAGAUAAAGUACGAUGACAGCGGGGCCUUGAUGACGUCUGCUAUGUCCGAGCAGGUGUACCAGAUCUCGCCCUUCAAUGAACCCAACGGGGCAGCAUUCAUGGAGGCAAGGCAAAAACUGUCUUUGGUUGACAUUAAAAGGACUCCCAUCAGUGCACCAAAAACUCAGCUGCAAAACCAGGGGAGUCUUCGUUAUCAUUUCUCAGGAGAGCUACUCCAGAUGCCAAUUCCCCUAAUAAGGAUUAAAAAUCCAGAUUUACAGUUAACAGAAACACUACGGCAACUAGGUCAGAAUAAUGAGGAAGGAGCCACUAAAGAAGCUUCAGCCAAGUUCUUACAAAUGGUCCAGCUUUUUCGUAUAGUGACCCUUGAUCAAAUUGAGUCUUUGUGGGUGCAGUUUGCCAACGACCUCCCCCAAAGGCACUGGUUCCUGAGCGCCAUCUGUGCUGCUGGAGCUACUGACACGUUCAGAUUCCUGAAGCAAAAGAUUCAUGAUGAGAAGCUGAACAUCUGGGAAGCAGCUGCAACUCUCUCUCUUGCCUUCCAUUUCGUUAUACCCAACAAGCAAACCCUAGAAGUUGCCUCAACUUUUCUGAACUGUCCCCAAAUCCAGAAAGCACCAAUGCAUCGAAUAAUUGUUUACCUGGGAUAUGGUAGCAUGGUAAAUAAAUACUGUGCUCAGACUUCACUUUGUCCAAAUGAACUUCUUCAGCCACUCCACGACCUUGCUACUGAAGCCACCAGCAAAGGUGAUGCCAAAGACAUGGCCUUGGCCCUGAAAGCCAUUGGCAAUGCAGGAGAGCCGGCCAGUAUCAAACGCAUUCUGAAAUUUUUGCCAACAUUUUCCCCGGCUGCAGCUUCAUUACCAAACAGAAUUCAUGCUGAUGCCGUGUUGGCCUUGAGGAAAAUUGCCAGAAAAGAUGCUGCAAAAGUAAGGGAGAUCUCCCUCCAGGUCUUUAUGGACAACACACUUGCUCCUAACGUCCGAAUGGUGGCCUGUGUUGUCCUCUUCGAAACAAAGCCUGCUCUUCCAACUGUAACAGCUAUGGCCAGCUCGCUGCUGACGGAGCCCAGCUUACAAGUAGCCAGUUUCACAUAUUCACACAUGAAGGCUUUGGCAGUAGGCAGGAUCCCACAGCUCUAUAAUCUAUCUGCUGCUUGCAACAUUGCCAUUAAACUACUGAGCCCCAGACUUGACAGGCUGAGCUAUCGUUACAGCAAGGUCAUUCAUGUCGGCGAUUAUUCCUCGGAAUAUCAGGCUGGUGCCAUUUGGAGGGUCUAUCUAAUGAACAGUCCCAGCACCAUGUUUCCAUCUGAUAUAAUCACAAAAGUAAGAGCAUAUUAUGCAAAUACUGCAACAGAUAUUAUCGAGGUAGCUCUCCGGUCACAAAGCCUAACCAAGCUUAUCAGGAAGCAGAAUAUUCCCUUUGCUGAGUACGAUACAUACAAGACACUGAAGGAACUCGGUAAAAAGCUCCUGGGAUGGAAAGAACUGCCUCCCGAAGACCCUCUCGUGUCCGCUUAUGUCAAAGUAUUGGGCCAAGAGAUCGCCUUUGUUGACAUUGAUAAAGAUGCCAUUCAGCAAACCAUGAUGCAUCUAACUGGACCAUCAAACUGGCAGCUGGUGGUGAAAAAAGUGGUGGAAGAGGUCCAGCGAGGCAUUUCAGGCCUAUGGACCCUGCCCGCGAUGGUGGCCGAGCUGCGGCACAUUGUCCCCACGGUGGUCGGCGUGCCGCUGGAGCUCAGUCUGUGCGGCGCCGCGCUGGCCCGGGCUGCGGCCGAGGUGGAUAUACAGAUGUCACCACCAUUACCUGACAAUUUUAGACCUUCACAGUUGUUGGAAACCAAUAUGGAUAUUCAUGCUGGCAUCAAGCCAAAGACAUAUUUUCAUAUGAUUGCAAUGAUGGGGAUUAAUACACAAUACUUUCAGAGUGGUCUUGAAUUUCAUGCAGAGUUCAGUGCCAACACUACAAUGAAAUUUGAUGCAAGGAUAAAUAUGAAAGAGAAAAAUGUGAAGAUUGAAACUCCUGCCUGCCAUCAGGAGGUUGAGCUCGCAGCUGUGAGGAGCGAAGUUUGUGCUAUUUCAAGGAACAUGGAAGAAGUAGAUUCUGAAAAGAAAUCCCAGCUUCUCCCCAAAGGAGAAGUACCACAUAUCUCCGACCAGCCAUUUCAGCCAUCAGAAAGAUCUUCAAGACCUGGCAGCUGGAAG
Fulmarus glacialis (Northern fulmar) is the source of this 2874-nucleotide messenger RNA. RefSeq names its product vitellogenin-2-like. The transcript is spliced from 20 exons. Gene Ontology annotation, biological process: lipid transport. The record is from RefSeq and is a predicted model, not a curated record. NCBI's taxonomy places the organism in Eukaryota, Metazoa, Chordata, Aves, Procellariiformes, Procellariidae. Gene Ontology annotation, molecular function: lipid carrier activity. The annotation marks the transcript as partial.